Nannospalax galili (Upper Galilee mountains blind mole rat) is the source of this 1920-nucleotide messenger RNA. RefSeq names its product chromosome unknown C9orf85 homolog (gene CUNH9orf85). The record is from RefSeq and is a predicted model, not a curated record. The coding region runs from base 296 to 772 and encodes 158 amino acids. NCBI's taxonomy places the organism in Eukaryota, Metazoa, Chordata, Mammalia, Rodentia, Spalacidae. The transcript is spliced from 4 exons.
GCCAAUAGGAGAGGAGACUCCCAGCUCCUCCGCCGUAAAGGACUGCCGCGUUCGGGCCAAUGGGGAAAUUCUGAUUUCGAAGAAAGCGGGACUUGCCGGCGGGGUUUGAGGAAGAGGCUGCGCGGAGGGCUAGGCGGUAGCGAGGCUUGGAGACGACCUCGGUGGAGAGUCACGUGUGCCGCCGGAACUGGAACGGCGAACCUGGAGGAACUGCUUCCGGGUCAUUGUCACCGGCGUCAACAGCGUGCGGGAACCUCUUUGCUCUUCCCUGGAACUUGUGCGCUGCUUGCGGCUGAUGAUGAGUUCCCAGAAAGGCAACGUAGCUCGGUCCAGGCCCCAGAAGCACCAGAAUACGUUCUCCUUCAAAAAUGACAAGUUUGAUAAGAGUGUUCAGACCAAGAAAAUUAAUGCAAAACUUCAUGAUGGAGUAUGUCAGCGCUGCAAAGAAGUUCUUGAAUGGCGUGUAAAAUACAGUAAAUACAAACCAUUGACAAAACCCAAAAAAUGUGUUAAAUGUUUACAAAAGACAGUGAAGGACUCUUACCAUAUAAUGUGUAGGUCAUGUGCCUGUCAACUUGAAGUUUGUGCAAAAUGUGGAAAGAAGGAAGACGUUGUUAUUCCGUUUAAUAAAGAACCAGAAAAAGUAGAAAAUGGUGAAAACAAUCAGAAUUCCAACCCUAGAAGAAGCUGCAAAAUAAAGGAAGACAGUACUGAUGACUCAGAGCUUGGUACUGACCUAGAUGACGGAGAUGACAGUGCCCACGUGGACUGACAGCAAUGGAGGAAUGCAGAAAAGUUGUGAAAAACAGGCAGAAUUGAUCUUGAACAAUUUAAAUUUUAACAUUUUAAUACUGAAACCUUCAGAUUUUCAUGACAAAGUUCUGAGUUGCAUAUACUGGAGUUGCUGCUGAGACACAUCUUGUGGUUUAUUGUAUAACCCAUGGGGACUGCUUAGAAAAACAAGUUACCCAAUGUCGAACUAAGCAACGUUGAGAAUUGGUGAUUGUAUCAGAAAUAUCUCAUGCACAACUAAGAUGCCAUUAUUUCACAGGGAACCCCUCAAUUGACUCAAUAGACUGACCUCCAGUAUGUGGCCCACCUAGCAAAAGCCCGCUUUCAAAGCAAAACCCCUUUUAAAUCGUGCUUAGCAAGUAUAUAGCAAUUUUUCCUCACAAAUAUUUUUAUAUCCUUUAUCCUACUGUUUUUACCUUUUUCCACUUGAGAAAUAGAUACUCAGAAAGAAAUGUAUUGGAUUUUCUUAGAUAGUUCGUAACUAUGAAGGAAAAUGGGCCAUUCUCGCUGCAGAAGACUGCCACCAUCCAAAGGUUCCGGAGGCUCUUCCUCCACAGGAGCUUACCCUUCCCAGAGUUCCACGGUCCUGAAUUUGUCAUUUUACUGCCCAUGUUUCUAACAAUAUAAACAAUAUAAACUAGCAUUGCGUGAUCAUUGAAGCCUGUAUCUUUUUUAUAAAUAUUUUAUUAUUUUUAUUUUAUGUGUAUGAGUGUAUUAUCUGCAUGUAUGUGAGUGCACCCAUGUCGUGCAGUGCUGUGGAGGUCAGAAGAGGGUUUCGAUUGCCCCUGGAACUGGAGUUAAGGAUGGUUCGUAGCCGCCAUGUGGGUGCUGGGAAUCGAACGUGGGUAUUUCGAAAAAUCUCAAAGCUACAGAAAGAUAACCGAGUAGUAAGAUGAACUUUUCUACAAACUCUUCACCUAGAUUCCCAGUGUGUUUCACUUGUAUUAUUUAUGUGUCUGUAAGUGGGAUAUGUAUGUGUUUCUGAGAGUGUAUGUGUGUAUACACAAGCAUCUCCAUGUGUUUAUAUGGCAUGUAUGUUUAUGUAUGUGUGCAUUUGCUGAACCAUUUUAAAAUAAGUGUGAAGCAUUGGCUUUAGACUUUAAAUAAAUUUAUCCUUUUUGUCUUGUG